Messenger RNA from Maudiozyma barnettii, 933 nucleotides. It is a transcript of the gene NDJ1, whose product is annotated as Ndj1p. The record is from RefSeq and is a predicted model, not a curated record. The transcript has a single exon. Bases 1 to 933 code for a protein of 310 amino acids. Lineage: Eukaryota; Fungi; Ascomycota; Saccharomycetes; Saccharomycetales; Saccharomycetaceae.
AUGUCAUUUUUAGAAGCUAAUACUACCAUUGGAGAUAAUGAAUCCAGUUUUGAUAAGGAUUCCAAUCGCUAUAAAAUUCAAUUCCCUCUCACUCCAUGUUACCAAAAUAGGUCUUUUAUUAAUCAUGUAACGGAAACAAGAUAUUUUAGAUGUAAUUUAAGGAGAAUUGAAGGUUAUAAAUCUCCAUUUAAAUUGUUUAAAGAUCUUUAUGUCAGUCUUCAAAUGGCACGACCAAUUGUUAUGACAGAUUUAGGUAAAUUUUUCGAAAUUGCACCAGAUGAAAGAAAUAUUAAUUUUGAAAAAAAUAUUGAUACCUGUAGAGAACAUCCAAAAUAUGUUAAUAUCGUACCUUUGAUAUUAUUUGUUCAUGUAAAAACAAAGAGUCAACAGAGUCUAUCUCAAUUCAUAAUUACUAGACAGUAUCACUUUCAUUUACAUGCUGGAAAACUCUUACUUAACAAAAUUCACUCUCGAAAUAAAUCGUUUGAAAUAUAUAAUUUCAUUGACACUUAUGUCUCUUCAUUAUUUGAUGACAUGAUUCAUAAAUGGUUUCAAUGGACAGAGCUAAUAAUUCAAAAUGGAGGUACUUAUACUUUAAAACAAACCAAUGGAAACUUCCUAAAAAGGUUAUUAUAUCAAAAGUUUUGGAAUGAUCAUUUUUACAUACAAGAUUCAAGGAAAUAUUCAGUGAACCAAUUUAAAAGUUGUGUUCAUGCGAAUACUGCAGAACACAUCAAUAGAUUUGGCUAUUGGAUGGAUAUUCAGAACAAUAUCAUAAUAUUUGCUUCAACAAUCUAUGAAGCAAACGGAAAAGUUUCCCGGACGGUCAAUGCUAUUUGUUAUUCAAAUCAUAAAGUUAAACAAAUUUGUUAUUUAAUGUCAUUUUACAUUAAUCUUGCCAGUAUCUCAUGUUUUACUUCUAAUGUCCGGUAA